Danio aesculapii is the source of this 1476-nucleotide messenger RNA. It is a transcript of the gene mnx2b, whose product is annotated as motor neuron and pancreas homeobox 2b. The coding region runs from base 246 to 1229 and encodes 327 amino acids. Gene Ontology annotation, biological process: regulation of DNA-templated transcription. Gene Ontology annotation, molecular function: DNA-binding transcription factor activity, RNA polymerase II-specific; DNA binding. The record is from RefSeq and is a predicted model, not a curated record. NCBI's taxonomy places the organism in Eukaryota, Metazoa, Chordata, Actinopteri, Cypriniformes, Danionidae. The transcript is spliced from 3 exons.
UCUUCUAAACAACAACAAGAGCUCUACCAUAAAGCGCUUAAAUCCUUUUCUUUGCCUGCGUAAAAGUUACUUCGGUAGUCUCAUGGGCUGAGUUCCAAUGGGCAAAUAUUAGUUAGAUUAACUCCACAUAUCAAUAAUUAGGUCUAACAGAAAAAAAUAUCAUCAAUUAAAACGAAUGCAUCUGCGCGUAAAACGCAGCUAUCAGCGCAUUUCCCUGCAACUCUAAACACCACAGAAGUGUUGCAAUGGAAAAGUCAAAGAACUUCAGGAUCGACGCCCUUUUAGCCGAAGAACCACAUCGAGGGAACCGAGAAGUUUCACCUGGACUGAGCAGCGACAGCCCGACUGGGAGUCCGGUGUCCUGCAGGCGCGGUGACACCCCGUCCCCCCGUGGGACCCCUGGUGCCAUACACCUCCAAACCGGGAUCAUACCAAAACCAGGGCUGCUCAAUCUCCCUCACCCGGGACUCACUUCUAUCCCAGGCAUGUACACGACACCCAUGUACCCGAUUUCAGCGUUGGGAGGUCAGCACCCUGCCCUGGCGUACUCGGGGUUCACUCAGCUGACGCAGCCGUACCCAGAGCAGCUGAAGGCGGCGGCGAUGGCCGGAUCUUUACCGCUGGAGCACUGGAUACGAGCUGGCAUCAUGGUUCCACGACUGCCCGAUUACACCUGUGAGUGGGGUAGCAUUCAGAUGACUGCCCCUCAGUCUGGUUUGAUGGGUAAAUGUCGAAGACCUCGGACAGCAUUUACUAGUCAACAACUACUGGAGCUGGAAAACCAGUUUAAACUUAAUAAAUACCUUUCCAGACCCAAACGCUUCGAAGUGGCCACAUCUCUCAUGCUGACUGAGACACAGGUGAAGAUCUGGUUCCAGAACCGGCGGAUGAAGUGGAAGCGCAGUCGUAAAGCUAAAGAGCAGGCGGCGCAGGUGGAGGUGGAGCGGCAGCGUGGAGGAACCAAAGCCGGCGGACGGGAGAGCAGACGUGCUCCAGCAGCUCCCAGUGUGGAGGAACAGGAGGAAGAGGAGGAGGAAGAGGAGAUAGAUGAAGAUGAAGAGGACGAGGAGGACGGACAAAACAAGUUCAUCAACAACAGCCUCAGUGUGUCCCGAUCCACAGACUUUCUGCAUCACACCGCAGCGUUAUAUCAUCCCGACAGCCCCUUCUCUGAGGACGACAUUGAGGAGCUGCAUGGGGGAGAGAGGAAGAUCCGUGCUGGGUUAUGAAGACGUGUUUAAAUGACUAUGACUCUAUGGUAGCAUUAAGGUUAAACAUCAGACUGUAUAAAGACAAACUUUUAGACAUUUACCAGUGAUGGCACUGGAUAUUGGAGAGUAGAGGAAUCUCACUGGUGUUUGAGGAGACAGAGAAACUCAAGUGUUUAAUAUAACAAAUAACAUAUAUUUAAGCUGUGUUCCAAAAUCUGUAGACAUCUUGCAAAAAUUUUAAGGCAUUAUGGGAGAUUUUCUUACA